This is a messenger RNA of Coturnix japonica (Japanese quail), 4259 nucleotides long. NCBI's taxonomy places the organism in Eukaryota, Metazoa, Chordata, Aves, Galliformes, Phasianidae. The record is from RefSeq and is a predicted model, not a curated record.
CAGAUGGUGAUCUUGGGAGGUAGAUCCUCACUGGCACCUCACCAAAGUGCAGAUCCUUUAUGAGGAGCUCUGAAGACUUCCACGCUAUCAGUCCAUUAGAAAACAUCCUUAUAAGAGCUCCUGGCAUCACAGACACAUCUUCAGUUUUAAGGAAAAGAACUGUCCUAAAGAAGAAUGGGGAAUUUGGCCUGCUUAUGGAAAGCUGCACUGCAAUGGGGAAGGACUCCUGAGUAGGAACAUGGAAGAGAUCAUCAGGAACAACUGCUGUGAUGGGACAGACCCUCAUUUUCACCAACCAAGAUGCAGCUCUGUUAGGGGAUACCUGGUUUUGAACAGUCUCCGCAGACUGCAGUUGCAAUGGCUCAACUUCUUCACCCUAGAAGCCUCUCUCCUGGUCCCAUAUGGUGAGACUGUGACCACCGUUUGACUUCCUUAAUGAAAGGAAAACUGGCAUUUAAAGCCCAAGAAUUGCUCACCCCCAAGUUCUGGAGGAGGGGGGAGGGGGGCGAAGACUCGUCACCCACCUGCGGGUGCAUGAAAGGUGCUGGCUUUCCAUCUCUGUUCCCUUGCUCUUGUGAAAGGUUGGAAGAGCAUUUUGUCACCCCAUCGCCCAGAACAAGAGGAUGGUUUGGAAAUGGCUGGGCGCUGUGCUGCUGCUCCCCGUGCAGAUGCUUUACCUGGUGCUGAAAGCUGCCGUGUGUGCUUUGCUGCCUCCCAAACUGCGGGAUCUGUCCGGGGACACCGUGUUGGUUACAGGUGGGGGACGUGGCAUCGGCCGCCAAUUGGCCCGAGAGUUCGCCAAGCGAGGAGCCAAGAAGAUCAUCCUGUGGGGUCGAACUGAGAAAUGCCUGAAGGAGACCACAGAGGAAAUCAGGAUGAUGGGGACAGAAUGCCAUUAUUUCAUCUGUGAUGUUGGAAACAGAGAGGAAGUCUAUCAGCAAGCCAAAGCUGUGCGGGAGAAGGUGGGUGACAUCACUAUCCUAGUGAACAACGCUGCUGUGGUCCAUGGUAAAAGUCUGAUGGACAGUGACGAUGAUGCACUGCUCAAGUCACAGCAUAUAAACACCCUGGGACAGUUCUGGACCACCAAAGCGUUCUUGCCAAGGAUGCUGGAGCUGCAGAACGGACACAUAGUUUGCUUGAACUCUGUCCUGGCCUUGUCAGCCAUCCCUGGUGCCAUUGACUACUGCACCUCCAAAGCUUCAUCUUUUGCCUUCAUGGAGAGCCUGACCUUGGGGCUGCUAGACUGUCCUGGAGUGAAUGCCACAACAGUGCUGCCCUUCCACACGAGCACAGAGAUGUUCCAGGGCAUGAGAAUCAGGUUCCCUAAUCUUUUUCCUCCUCUCAAGCCAGAGACUGUGGCUAGGAGGACAGUGGAAGCUGUGCAGAUGAAUCAAGCCUUCCUGCUCCUUCCAUGGACGAUGAAUGUUCUGGUCAUCCUGAAAAGCAUUCUCCCUCAGGCAGCACUUGAAGAAAUCCACAAGUUUUCUGGGAGCUACACCUGCAUGAACACCUUUAAAGGCCGAACAUAGACUUGGUGGUGGAAGGACUGUUCUGCAGUGAGACCAGCACAAGCGUGAAAACCCUGACCGGGCUGUGAAUCAGCAGUCUUGGCUUGUAGCCUGUUCAUGUGACUCGCGCUGCUUUGAGGCAACACAUUUCUUGCAGGUCAUAUCCAUAGUAACAUGACCUUUGCACAGGAUUUAAUGACCGGACUAUGGACCCUUGGCAAGAAAAAAACAAAAAGUGUGAAAUGUUUAUGUGAUGUUACAUUCUUUAGGGUUCAAAUUGUUAAAUCUGCUCAUAGUUUUUAAGAUGUAAUUUUUUUUGUUUCUAAAGAGCGUGGGCUGUCUCAGCGGCCUUCAUCCGCUCUCCUCAGUGGAACUGCAAUUGCAAACUGACCCUGGUUACAUUUCAGCUUUUUGAAUGGGAAACUUAAAGAAAUGAAGAGCUACAAGUCGUGGGCAUUGAAUGGAGGCUUCCUUCCCUUCCUUCACUUUAUAUCUGUCGAUGAAGCCGUUCUCAAGUCGCAUCAGGGAAGGAGCAAACUGCUGUUUUCUUUGUGUAAGGCUCCCCAGGCCUUUCCUCUGCAAGGACUGCUCUGUGCCCAUGGGUCUUACUGCACCCAUUGGGGCUGGGCAGCAAUGCUCAGUCAGAAGAGCGCACAGUUUGAGUCGUGGAAGAUUCAUUGAGCUCAUGUAUGGAAUGUAAUUGUCUUUCUGAAUAUUUUUUUGUUCAUUUAUGAUGAAAUAUAUAUAUAUUUUUAGCAUCGAUUCCAGAUUGCCACGCAUGUAAGACAGCAUCACGUUGGGGGUGAACUAAACCUAGAGCCUGCUUGUACAAAAAACCACAUCCAUACAGAGUAAAAUGCGUUGUAUCAACCUGCACAAUGAAAUAAGUGGAAUAAUUCUCUGAGAAUGGAAGAGACGGAGCCGUAGUGCUCAUGAAAUGUGGAGUUUGGGAGCACAGUUAGCACAGGGCUGAUUGAAUGCAUGUUGAAUUGAACUGGGAAUAUACCCAUUGUUUGUUAGAGAUGUUGAAUCAAGCACUAGUCAGCCAGAAGUGAUAAAUAACUGCUUGCACUGAAAUGCCAGAAGCAGCUAGAUGUUAUUUAUUUUUAUAAUGAUAGACUCUCUUUGACAGCAUAGUAAGAGCAACACUGCAUUCCAGGGCCAGAUGCAGCCUGCAACUAAGCCUAGGCACAGCAAUGUAGUUGAAACAUAUUGAAACACUGCUACUAAAAGAGGAAUUAAUAUCACUGCAAUUCAGGAGAGUCACAAGCCAGCCCGGAGGAUGCCUGAAUGAAGUGCCUCAAGGACAGCCAUGUGGUUGAAGUAAAGGAGUGAGGCCAGGGCUCCUGGCUUGAGUUUUGACCUUAUUUCAUGGAUGCUCUUGGGCCAAUCUGCAUAAUCCCAGGGUACACCCUGACCUGCAAAGCAGACAGCGUUUCCCUGCUUUAUUGUCUGUCAAAUGCUCAGCAGAUUCAAAUGGGAAAUGCUAUAGAAAGGAGAAGUGAUAUUUGUCUAUAAACCAAAAGGGUGGAAAGUAGGGGGGGGAAAAACAACAAGCUGAAAUCUAUCAAUUUGCAAUCUGUGAUUCUGUACAGAGAGAUGAAUUACAGCAGGGUUACAGCUGCUUUUGCAGGGCAGAUCCAAAGGAAGAGCUCAGAAUGGAGAGUGACUGCUUAGGAUGACAUUCACACCAUCACUCCUCCUCACUGCAGAUCAGGUGUGUCUCUGCUGGGCAGCUGAAGAGGUGCAGUGUGGUUGAUAUCCCUUUGCCUGCAUGGAUGCUUCGAGGUGUUCUCCUGUCUUGGUCAGUGCUUUCCUUCCGAGUGCAGAACAGCCUUGACAAGGCUUCUUACAAUGGAGGGCUUUUUAAAUUCCUCAAUGUCUGAGGCUCUGUGGAGAGGUUGAAAAGAAACUUUGAUCUCAGUGACUGUGAUGCCCUCCCUAAUAGAUGCUUUCAGCGUUAUUUUUUUGUCCGUUUUUGAGAGGAAACCGAAUUCAUUGAAAGCACAGCUGCAAUGGGGGGAGAACUGUUCCAGGAUCUGCCAGGAAUAUUAAAGGUACACACUUAAGAAACACUGGGGAGGGAUAAUUCCUCCCCUUCUGCACUCUCAUCCUUUAUAUUUUCUCAUUAGCCACAGUCAGGCACGCCAGGCUUGUAGAUGCCAGAGCAAAAGGGAUCUGUGCAGCAAAGCACCCUGCAGUGUCCCCCUUAAAUCAAACCUUUGUGCUGAGAUUCUAUUCAUUAAUGACAUCCUAAUGCAAAAGAGAAGUAAAACUAGCGUAUGCGCUGAAUGCAUCUCUAUGCCCACAGCCUAUCCUUUACAUGCUUCUACUCUUUUCCUGCACUACAUCAAAGAUGUUCCCUAUCUUCAGAGGUUGUCUUACAUCCGAAGUGCUGCUGAUUUCUUUCUAAUGAAUAUAAAGCAGUCAGAAUGUAGCAGGGACUCUCAUAAUCUCUCUCUUCUCACACAGAGACUCACACUCACACUUCCCUCUCUCUUUCCCUUAGGGUCUCUGAGCGGACAGCAGGUCAAAUAGCAGUCACAGUGGGGGAGAGGUAUGCAGCAAACAGAAAAUAAUGAGGAAAACAUUGACUUUGCUUUUCAGAUAGUAAGGAAGAGUUGGGUAAUAAGAGUUUCUUCACUUGCGAGUGUUGCAAGAUAGGAUGCUCUACAUGCACUGAGUUUCUCACAAGUUUGGAUGGAUGCAUACAAAGAUUUGUUUCAAAAAGUAAAGCUCUGGAAUGCC